Molecule: messenger RNA, 1265 nt
Organism: Diaporthe batatas
Lineage: Eukaryota; Fungi; Ascomycota; Sordariomycetes; Diaporthales; Diaporthaceae
Exons: 1
Coding region: 44-1186 (380 amino acids)
Source: RefSeq, a predicted model, not a curated record
AGUAACUUCUGUUCAAUCCCCAAUACUCGGUUGAGAUAUCAAGAUGCUUGACAGUCUGCCAACCCACCUGCAUGACAGCAAGAAAGUCGCGCCGUCCAGCCAAUCCGCUCGCAAACCGUCAGCAACCCCGCCUCGGCGACGCUCACGGGCUGCAACAGAUACGACCAAAGCCGUACAGCUGUAUUUGGGCGACAGUAUUCCAUCCUCCCCGGAUAAUGGAGAGCAUCGCAAAUGGCGCCGCCAACAAGACGUGAAGGAGAGCCUCAUUCGCUUGACGGGAUGCACGUCGAAAUUGAAGUACAUUGGGGACGAUCAUGAGUGUUUCGAGCUCGACAGUGUUAAGAAGUUCUGUACAGAUUACGCCAUUGAUCUGGAGGGCAACCCGUGGAAGAACUUCAAGCGCCUCUUGUCCGGGUACCAGGACCUCCCCUUCAUAAUACUACAGAAUCCGACCAAUGCCCAUAUCUACGAGUACGAAGAGAUGAAGAAAUGUCCUACCUUACAAUGGAUAUCGGAAGUAUUGGCAGAAAUUGGACUGGCGCUUGAGGAUAUUGUCAUCAUAGACAUCUGCAGCCUCCUCAGCGAAGAUGAUCUGAAGCGAAUGGCAAGUCAGAGCUCCGACGGCCCGCAGCGAAAGGACGAGGCAGUCGAAAGAUCCUACGGAAUGGUCGAAGACAUCCUGAAGUUCCUCAAACCAAGCGUGGUGGUAUCGUGUCAGUGCGCCACCAUGGGCACAAGGGAAAGGCCGACUUCUGGUGGGGCAGUGGAGAGAACUUGGGAGCCUGCGAAGAAUAUGCUGGCGUCAUGUCUCUGUUCCCGCGAGUAUCAAGCAAAGCGAGGGUGGACCAAGAACAUCCGCAUUGGAACCGACUAUUCUCUGAUGGUAUAUGCGGUGCACCCCCGCCGCUUAUGUUUCGAACAGUCGAUGAUACCGGUGCUGAGAGGUAUAUUCAAGGACGUAUUUGAACCGUGCAUGGCUUGGUUCAAGAGCAAUAAAGGAAACGGCCAAGGUUUCGACGGAGGCGAAACACAACAGUCGAAGAAAGUCAGAAGCAAGCCCGUUGUUGCACUACAAGAGAAGACGGGGUUCAAGAAGUCACCCAAGAUGGUCGUAACAGAAGUAGAUGAGGACGAGACGGAGCUCGGCGAGCAGCUAUCCGCUCUAAAGCUUAAAGACGAUGAUUGAAGGGUUGCCUGGUGGAGGCAACUUAAAGCGAGAAUAAUCCUGCCCUAGAUUCGAGAAUCGAUUUCAUCCAUUUCCUUGA